Messenger RNA from Columba livia (rock pigeon), 303 nucleotides. Its product is annotated as feather keratin-like. Gene Ontology annotation, cellular component: intermediate filament. Gene Ontology annotation, molecular function: structural constituent of cytoskeleton. Bases 1 to 303 code for a protein of 100 amino acids. The transcript has a single exon. The record is from RefSeq and is a predicted model, not a curated record. NCBI's taxonomy places the organism in Eukaryota, Metazoa, Chordata, Aves, Columbiformes, Columbidae.
AUGGCCUGCUACGACGCCUGCCGCUCCUGGGGACCCACCCCGCUGGCCAACAGCUGCAACGAGCCCUGUUCCCUGCAGUGCCAGGACUCCCGUGUCCUCAUCCAGCCUCCCGCCGUGCUGGUCACCCUGCCAGGACCCAUCCUCACCUCCCACCCCCAAAGCACCGCCGUUGGAUCCUCCUCAUCGGCUGCCGUGGGCAACGAACUCGGUGCCCAGGGAGUUGCCAUCAACUCCGGCGCUUUUGGCUACGGCUUCGGAGGCCUGGGCUGCUUUGGCGGCAGAAGGGGUGGCUACAUCUGCUAA